Messenger RNA from Blastocystis hominis, 1878 nucleotides. RefSeq lists its product as hypothetical. Lineage: Eukaryota; Bigyra; Opalinata; Blastocystidae. Gene Ontology annotation, cellular component: mitochondrion. Bases 17 to 1030 code for a protein of 337 amino acids. Gene Ontology annotation, biological process: pantothenate biosynthetic process. The record is from RefSeq and is a predicted model, not a curated record. The transcript has 8 exons. Gene Ontology annotation, molecular function: 3-methyl-2-oxobutanoate hydroxymethyltransferase activity; magnesium ion binding.
UUAUCCUUUAGUUUGAAUGCUCUCCAUCCCCAAGUCUCUUUAUUGUUUCACCAGAUCGUCUACUCUAAUCUGUGGAUUGCGUGGAUUUAGUGAGGUUGCGAAGCCUCGAAGAAAAGUUACAGUUUCUACGAUUGCCUCGAAGUAUCGCAAAGGGGAGAAGAUCACGAUGAGCACUGCCUACACCUACCCGGAAGCGCUUUGGGUGGAUCAAGCAGGAAUUGAUAUGAUUUUAGUUGGCGACUCUGUAGGAAUGACAGAAAUGGGGUAUUCCACCACUCUCCCCGUUCAAUUAGAAGACACCCUUCUGUUUUGCAAAUGCGUGAGUCGAGGAGCGAAAUUUCCACUUCUCAUCGGCGACAUGCCAUUUGGCUCCUACGAAGAAUCGAUUUCUCAAUGCAUCCAUAACUGUAUCCGUGUAAUUAAAGAAGGUCAAAUGGAUGCCAUUAAGCUCGAAGGUGGCGUGCGUCGCAAAAACGAAGUCGCUGCACUUUCGCAAUGUGGAAUCGCCGUCCAAGGCCAUAUCGGCCUCACUCCCCAAUCUAUUGGCGCUAUGGGGGGUUUCAAGAUCCAAGGAAAAACAUUCGACGGCGUGAUGAAACUGAUCGAAGACGCGAAGGCGCUCGAAGCUGCGGGCUGCUUUUCACUCGUUUUGGAGUGUGUGCCCGAAUUAGUUGGGGACAUUUUAACCAAAAGUGUCCAUAUUCCUACGAUCGGAAUUGGGGCAGGGGCCCAUUGUAGCGGACAGGUCCUAGUUCUGCACGACAUGUUAGGGCUCCUGGAUCAUCCGAUGAAGAGAAAGUCACCUCCAUCGUUCUGCAAACAGUUUGGAAAUGUCGCGGAAUUGGCGCAUGGUGCAUUAAGUCAGUACCGAGAAGAGGUGAAGAAUGGAACCUUCCCUGCGCCAGAAAACAAUACGUAUAAGAUAACGGACGAAGAGAGGGAGAAGAUGAUGGAAUUGUUGGCGAAGGUGGAGAAGGCGGCAGGAAUUAAGAUGGAAAGUGAGAAUGAUGAAACCACGAAGCUUUACUGACGUGUUUGUUUAGAAAUGAGUUUAACUUGGGAACAACUACUAUCUUUCUAUUAUAAAGAUACAUGCUUUCUCGAAGAGAAUAGGAUUCAAUUAGAUAAGGACGCUUCGGUGGUAAGUUUGAGUUUGUCACGUUUUAUUAAUAGGAUGAUGAAAUAGAAAUGGUAAAGAAGAUAAAUAAGUUACAAAGAGUUCUUGAAAAGAAGGAUGAACUCGCAAUGAAACAACUUCAACAAUAUAGUCAAUUGGAAUCUGUAUUUUCUAUCACUAGUAUGUAAUAAUAAGGAUAUUGAAAUCGAGAGAUUGGAAAGCGAUAUUGACACCUUACUCGAGCAAACAGAUUCAGAAGGCGAAUCUCUACUACAACCAUUUAGUGAACAUAUUGAAUCUGUAACUAUUUUUUAUGAAAGAUGAAUAAUGUAGAGUCGAAAACGUAGUCGGGAAAAAGAAGCCAAAACCAAAUCCAAAUCAAAUGAAGAUGAAGAUGAAGAUGAUGAAAAUUUGGAUAUGUUGGUGGUGUCUUCAGAUCCUCGAAAGAGGCUGCGAUGUCCGAUAACGGGAUCAUUGUUUGUAAAUCCUGUGAAAAAGUAUAUGGAAAAACGUGAAUGUCAUCCAUAGUAUAAAGUGCGGUCAUUGUUACGAGAAGGGGGCGAUUUUGCGCUAUUUAGAUAAAAAGAAAAAUAUGAAUUGUCCUGUAGCCGGUUGCAAGGGAACAGUGACACGAAAUGAUUUAGUGGAAGAUUCGGAUAUGUUAUGGGAAGUGGUAGGUAACAUUUUGGAUUUGAAAUGUAGUGGAGGCAGAAGUAAAGUAGACCUUGGGUGUUCUAUAGUAGUUUUAAUUUGAUUGAAUC